AUGAAUAAAAGCAAACCUGCCUCUCCGGUGUCCUUCGAUAUCGCUAAGCCGUCUGAUAGUGACCUCCUGGUGAUGGCUCAUCUCUAUUAUGAUGGGGCUGAUUGUUACAUAAUUCUGCGCAAACCACGUGACCUGAAUCCGGGUGUAGCAGAAGUUUCUCCGUACUCGGUGGACUUGGGGGUCGGGGCGCUAAUUUCGAAAGUGGGCCACUCCAAAUUAAUUGCCUCUUCUUCGAGUGAUCAUGGGAAUGCAAAGGUCGAGGAGUUGCUUGGCAGCGGUCAGAUUGAUGUGCUUGAGCCGACCUCAAACGAUUCAAUUUCAAUCGGAGCUAAGUUGCUGAAGGUUAAGCGAUCUUUGGUGGGGGAGCAGGUUACUCUCCUUAAUCAUCAAAUUGCUUUCAAGGAAACUAGUGUUCUCGAUACUUGCCACGACGUCGGCGUAUUUGGCGUAUCGACGUCAAGGGCACCAGAGCUUUCUUUGAUCUUCUCCAAGCUCGGGGAGCCUUGA
Peronospora matthiolae is the source of this 507-nucleotide messenger RNA. NCBI's taxonomy places the organism in Eukaryota, Oomycota, Peronosporomycetes, Peronosporales, Peronosporaceae. The record is from the annotation of a GenBank genome assembly.